Messenger RNA from Ceraceosorus guamensis, 1353 nucleotides. Its product is annotated as mitochondrial carrier. The record is from RefSeq and is a predicted model, not a curated record. Bases 277 to 1320 code for a protein of 347 amino acids. Lineage: Eukaryota; Fungi; Basidiomycota; Exobasidiomycetes; Ceraceosorales; Ceraceosoraceae. The transcript has 7 exons.
UCAAAAGUGUGAUGGACGAGAUGCGACAUUCAGAUUCAUGAUUUCAAAGAUGAAUGUGAAUCUCAAAUCGUGAUUGCACUCAGACUCCAUCAUCCCAUAGCCAUCAAUCACGAAUCUGAACGAAGUAGGAGCGACAACCAGCAGUCGAGGCGCAGGAAACAUUAGCAGCCACGACUGCGGGGCUCGCUCUUCAUUUUCGCGCUUCGAGCUCUCUCCUUCCGCCGACAUCGACAUCUCAUCGCGUUGGUCUUCCUUUCGCCACCAGACAAUACAAGGAUGACUUCAAAUGCAAAUGUGUCGACGGGGGAGAUGUUUGGCGUGGGGUCGGUAGCUGCCAUGACGGCAGUGCUCUUCUCAAACCCGUCCGAGGUGGUCAAGACGCGAAUGCAGCUGCAAGGAGAGCUGCUAGCUAAGACAGCACCAGGUCAAGCAGCGCCACCCAGGUUGUUCAGCGGUGCGCUGGACUGUUUCGCAAAGACGCUGAGACUGGAGGGGGUCAGAGGAGUGCAGAGAGGACUGACAUCAGCGCUGGGAUAUCAAGUCUGCUUGAACGGCUCCCGAUUGGGUUUCUACGAACCUUUUCGAAAGGCGUACAAUGCUGCGCUCGGCAAGGAUGCCAGCGAGAUGCAUGCGCUGGCUGCUCUUGCUGCUGGAGCUUCUUCGGGCAUCGUUGGAGCAAUCCUGGGCAAUCCACUGUUCUUGGUCAAGGCGCGCAUGCAAGCCUACAGCCCCUUUAUCAAGAUCGGCAAGAGCAGCUACCACUACAGCAGCACGUUCGACGGUCUGCGCAGCAUCGUUCGGACCGACGGCUUUAGAGGUCUGGCACGGGGCAUGGACGCGGCGAUUCUGAGGACAGCGAUGGGAAGCUCAGUCCAGUUGCCGUCCUACACCUACGCAAAGUCUUACUUGGUCAAUCUCAAACCGGAGAAUACCUUCUCUUGGAAUCCCCUCUUGGUGCUUGCUGGUAGACCGGACUCCUUUUGGACUUACUUGGCAUCUUCCACAUUCAGCGGUCUUUGCGUUUGCGCAGUCAUGCAACCGGCAGAUACGGCCUUGUCCAGGGUGUACAACCAGCCCACAAUGAUUGACGCGCGCGGAAAGUCGGUCGGCACACUUUACAGAGGACCGCUGCAUUGCUUGUAUCUCACAGCCAAAACCGAGGGCCCGCUGGCGUGGUACAAGGGCACCACUGCGCACUUGGCGCGGAUCGCGCCUCACACUGUACUCACUUUGGUAGCAAACGAAGCCUAUCUGCGGUACUACACAAAUUGGAAGUCGGGCCGACCAAUUUUUGCAGCGCCAGAUGUUAGGAAAGCGUGAUGCGACUACUGGAAUACAUAGACAUCUUACAUC